GGAGGAGGAGGAAGGAGAGUCUGGCCAGGAGUCGCCGCGGCCCCGGCGGUGGUGGGCUCCGGCUGGGCCUGCCUCAUCCUGCCCGUCUGCGAUGCAUCCGCGGCGCCCGGACGGGUUCGAUGGCUUGGGCUAUCGAGGGAGUGCGCGGGAUGAGCGGGGUUUUGGCGUCGCUUUCCCUGCAAGGUCCUUCAGCGCCGGGUCGGACCUGGGCCACUGGGUGACCACUCCCCCAGACAUUCCGGGUAGCCGCAACCUGCACUGGGGCGAGAAGACCCCGCCCUACGGCGUGCCCGCCCCCUCCACCCCCGAGGGGCCGGCGGAGGAGGCCUUCCCCGGCCGCGGCGGCGGGGUGCCGGCGCAGAGCAGCGAACAGUUGAGUAGAUUUGCUGGAUUUGGUAUUGGGCUUGCAAGUCUCUUUACAGAAAAUGUACUGGCUCAUCCUUGCAUUGUUCUGCGCCGCCAGUGUCAGGUCAAUUACCAUGCUCGGCAUUAUCAUCUCACUCCAUUUACAGUUAUCAAUAUUAUGUACAGCUUCAACAAAACUCAGGGACCAAGGGCCCUUUGGAAAGGAAUGGGAAGUACAUUUAUUGUCCAAGGAGUCACACUUGGAGCAGAGGGAAUAAUCAGUGAAUUUACACCUUUACCAAGGGAGGUUUCACAUAAAUGGAAUCCUAAACAUAUAGGAGAACACCUUCUGCUGAAAUCCCUAACUUAUAUGGUGGCAAUGCCUUUUUAUUCAGCAAGUCUAAUUGAAACAGUACAGAGUGAGAUAAUUGGAGACAACACUGGAAUUCUGGAAUGUGUUAAAGAAGGCAUCGGAAGAGUGAUUGGCAUGGGAGUGCCUCACAGCAAACGGCUGCUUCCUCUUCUCUCCUUGAUCUUCCCUACGGUGCUGCAUGGGGUUCUUCACUACGUCAUCAGCUCCAUCAUUCAGAAGUUUGUCCUACUAAUUCUAAAGAGAAAGACUUAUGCUAGCCACCCAGCUGAGAGCACUAGCCCGGUGCAGAGUAUGUUGGAUGCUUAUUUUCCAGAACUCAUUGCUAACUUUGCUGCCAGUCUUUGCUCUGAUGUUAUACUUUACCCCUUGGAAACAGUGUUGCACCGCCUUCACAUUCAAGGAACACGCACAAUAAUUGACAAUACAGACCUGGGCUAUGAAGUGCUUCCAAUUAAUACCCAGUAUGAGGGAAUGAGAGACUGCAUUAAUACCAUAAAGCAGGAGGAAGGAAUGCUUGGUUUUUAUAAAGGGUUUGGUGCUGUUAUAAUACAGUACACACUGCAUGCAGCUGUCCUACAAAUUACCAAAAUUAUUUACUCUACACUUCUUCAAAAUAGUGUUUGAGAUUUAGUUCCCGAUUAGUCUAAAAGACAUUAUGUUAUGAAUUAAUAAAAGACACUUUGUUAUGAAAUUGUGAGGAAUAAAAGUGAAUACGGGAGGGGGGAAAUGGAUUAGAAAGGAAACUGGUAGAAAAAGCCUAUGCUGAUUAUAUUGACUUUUUUUAAGGCAUAGGUAUCUUUUUUGGAUCAAAAGUAUUGAAUAUUUUAAAAUUCAAUAAAAUAACAUUCAUGAGUUAAAUUCUAACUAGUGUAGCACGCAUACUGAACUAAAAAUGAUCUUGGGCAGAAGCAAAAAUUUGUCAGCAAACAUAAACAAGAUUUCACAAAGCUGAAUUUACUCCAUCUGACUUUAGUAUUAUAUGUUUAUUUUACCUUCUUGACUGAUAACUGGUAUAUCAUCCUUAAUAUAGUAUAUACUAUCAAGAGGUCAUAGUUUACCUUUAAGCAAAUAAAUUAUGACACCAAUGAUAAUGACAAGAAGGAUUAGAUUUGGCAAUCUGUAAUCAGGAAUUGAAGUCUUAAAUUGUCCCUAUAUAACGCUUUAAUGGCUGCAAACUUAUUAUAUAAAGCCACUAUGUACACACACAAAACUUGGAAUUUCCUUCAUUUCCAUAAGUUUUCCACCCUUAGAUCAGCUUAUUACAUAAGAUGAAGUCAUGCAGUUUCUGCUUGGAUAUCAAAAUGAAACUUAAGAGCCAUGGUACCCGAAGAUUUAAGGCAAACAGCAUACUUGUCUAUAGCCAAACGCAGCGCACUUCCGUGCCGCAGCUCCACGUGUGUCAUGUUUAUAUAGACUCGAUUUCCUUUUCUGGUUAUGUGAAUCAUCAGGCUGUGUUUAGAGCCACUCUUCACAGAGAAAGAAAAUAAAUAAUCAUGACAACUAUUACUGUUUCUAAAUUUAGAGAUUGUGUACUGCGGGGAACGUCACUUGUCUUGCAUUUCUGAAUGACUCGUCUUAAUGAAGACAUGGUUAAAAUUCACCUGGAAUUUGUGCCUCUUGCUUUUUGUAUAGACAUCAUAAAAUAAUGUCUUCAGUUUUUAUUUUCUUCCAGUUUUGUUUAUAAUUUCAUACUCCAAACUAGAUAAAGGAUAAAGCAAGUCUAUCCUUAUCGCCUUUUAUUUAAACCUGUUUGGAUGAAUACUGAAGAAAAAAUACAAAGGAAGUUUGUCCUUGCUUUUUACUGAUGAGGAAAAGAAGUAAAUUUCAACAUAUAAUAAGCAAAAAUAUUGUUAAUCAGUUUAAUAAAAAAAUUCUGUAUGUUCCUAAAUGAAUGGAGCUCUUUGUACAGUAAAAUGAUACACAUCUGACUGACCCAUCAUUAAACCUUUUCAAGUGUCAUUUCCUCCUGUGAGUUGUCACAGUUUUACUAUGAACCAUUUAGCACACUGAAGUGCAGUGACUCUGCACUGGUGUUUCCUGACCUAGAAUACAUACAAACCGAUUUAUUUUACUUGGUGAAUAUCAGUGAAAGUGGUUUCUUUUUGUAAUUAAUAGUGUUGGAACCAAAAAGGGUAUCCAAGAAGUGUGAAACAAUAUUUAAGGAGCACCUCUCUCUACUAUCUUGUGUUGUAUGUUUGUGUGUUUUUGUUUUUGUUUUCAAUUACUAAAACAUACAUUUUCCAUUUUUAAAUUUCACCAAGAGGGGGAAAAAUAAAAUUUAACACCACUGAUCAGAUAAAUGUUAUGGUAACGCCUUCAGAUUAUGGUUUAUUUUGUCCAACCUUUGGCAUUUAAGUUGUAUGCAUUGCUUUUGGGCUGCUAAGUAAAUUGUAAGAUGUUUAUAUGUCAAACUUCCUAAAAAAAAACUUUCAUUUUUUAUUAAAAUCAAGAUAUUUCAGAGUAGAGUAAACUUCUGAAAAUUGCAAGUUUCACAAAAUUUCUGGAACAGAAUCUGAAUGGAAUCAAGUAUUUACUAGUGAAAAUCUAUGGGCUCUUUUACCUAGCUAAAAAUUAGGUAUUUUAAGAUUAUUUGAUGAAAGUUAGCAUGAAGAUUCAGUUAGAGAACUGUUUAAUUAUGGAAUCACAAGACUGAUAGCCUGAACCACACACAAGUAAAGUAGGUCUUAUUUUCUGUCUUUUUGGAAGAAGGAUACAAAUUAACAUUAAAACUAAAAUUGAA
Messenger RNA from Molossus molossus (Pallas's mastiff bat), 3458 nucleotides. It is a transcript of the gene SLC25A46, whose product is annotated as solute carrier family 25 member 46. The record is from RefSeq and is a predicted model, not a curated record. Bases 92 to 1342 code for a protein of 416 amino acids. Gene Ontology annotation, cellular component: mitochondrial outer membrane. NCBI's taxonomy places the organism in Eukaryota, Metazoa, Chordata, Mammalia, Chiroptera, Molossidae. The transcript is spliced from 8 exons. Gene Ontology annotation, biological process: axon development; mitochondrial membrane fission; mitochondrial fission.